Molecule: messenger RNA, 1002 nt
Organism: Anopheles coustani
Lineage: Eukaryota; Metazoa; Arthropoda; Insecta; Diptera; Culicidae
Product: lipase member H-like
Exons: 2
Coding region: 1-1002 (333 amino acids)
Biological process (GO): lipid metabolic process
Molecular function (GO): lipase activity
Source: RefSeq, a predicted model, not a curated record
AUGUUUGGUUUUCUUGCUCUUGCCUUAAUCGCCGCUGUUGUGGCGAUUGAUGAAUCGGCCUGGCAGUUGGUGCCCGAUGGCAACGGACGACUGCAUCUGGUCAACACCAAUCCGUACGAUCUGCCGAAAUCGGACGGUCCUACGAAACGGUUCGUUCCCCAGCAGGACAUGAUCUUCCGCCUGUUCACCCGUGCCAAUCCCAGCCAGCCGCAGAUCCUGCAGCUGAACAACCCGGGCUCCAUCAGUGGCUCGAACUUCAACGCGGCCCAUCCGACCCGCUUCACGAUUCACGGCUGGAGCAACGAUGGUUCGCACUUCAUGAACGCGGACAUUCGGGAUGCGUUCCUGCAGCAAGGCGACUUCAACAUCAUCACCGUCGACUGGGGAGUGGGUGCGAUCGAUCCGAACUACAUUGCCGCCCGCAACUUGGUCGGUCCGGUCGGACAGACGGUUUCGCUGUUCAUCGAUCAGCUGAUCAGCGCCACCGGGGCUAACCCGGACAACAUCUACAUCAUCGGUUUCAGUUUGGGAGCGCACGUAGCUGGCAAUGCCGGUAAGGGCCAGCAGGGACGUAUCAACACGAUUAUCGCACUGGACCCGGCUGGUCCACUGUUUGCGCUAGGCCAGGCCGAUGCUGUGUCCCCAGCUGACGGUCGGUAUGUGGAGACGAUCAUGACGAACGCGGGUCUGCUCGGUAUCAACACUCCGUUGGGACAGGCCAAUUUCUACCCGAACGGUGGCCGCACGCAGCCCGGUUGCGGGACGGACCUUACCGGCAGCUGUGCGCACGACCGUGCCCCAAGGUUCUACGCCGAAUCCGUCGCCGGAGGCACUCCGUUCCGUGCGAUGCGCUGCGCUGAUCACGGGCAGAUCAUUUCUGGAAGCUGCACCUCGUCCGGACCGGAUGCGAACUUUGGUGGCCAACCGUCAAACUACGGUCGCGGCGUAACGGGUGUUUACUCUCUGGAAACGAACGCUGAUGCUCCUUUUGCGCGCGGCUAA